This is a messenger RNA of Coccidioides immitis RS, 786 nucleotides long. RefSeq lists its product as uncharacterized. Bases 1 to 786 code for a protein of 261 amino acids. The transcript is spliced from 2 exons. NCBI's taxonomy places the organism in Eukaryota, Fungi, Ascomycota, Eurotiomycetes, Onygenales, Onygenaceae. Gene Ontology annotation, molecular function: DNA-binding transcription factor activity. The record is from RefSeq and is a predicted model, not a curated record. Gene Ontology annotation, biological process: regulation of DNA-templated transcription.
AUGCAGAACACUCAGUCCGACUUUUUGCCAGAGAGUUUCACUGGAUUGCUGGAGAACGACAUCAACGCCAACAUCACUGCUCUGGACAUGCCAUCGGCUCCUGAUGGCUACUACUCAGUCAGCCAAUUUCCUAACGGCCCUGGCUCAUUCAUGUCUGACACUCAAAUGGAUCCAUCGAUCUCGAGAAUGCCAUGUGGAGGGGAAAUGGGCGCAGCUCAACUUACCCUCAAUCACCAAAAUCCCGCAAUGAAUUCACAAAUGGAGAAUCCUCAUGAGGACCUGGACACUUUUCUUGACUUGCCCGCGAUUCCCGACUUGCCUUGGUCCGACAACUUCCUCUUCGACGACAAUUCGGGUUCGGCUCCCGCAACUCAAAUAGAGGGAAGAGAGGAAAAUCCUGAAAGUCCUAGCGAGGGCCAAAGUGCGCCUUCGAGCCCACCCUGCGAAUCCAGCGGGCCGAGCCAGCCAGUCCCAAAGCGCUCCUUGCCGAAAGACGACGAGGAUGCAAAAGCUCACGAGCGUCGGAUCAAGAACCGACAUUCGGCGAAGAAGACUCGAGAGAAAAAGAAAGAUGAACUCGCAGCAAUGACUGCUAAAAUGGCGAGAAUGGAACAGAAACUUCGACGCCAUGAAUUCUUCCACAAAUCGAUCCAUUCAGUGUGCGAUGCAUAUGGUGGAAGUUGCCCGGGCAAUUGCCAGCUAUCUCAAUGCAUCAAGCAACUUUUCGCCCGUGAGGGAAUUAAAAAUCUUCAGCAUUUGGUACGUGAACUAGAGAACAACCAAUAA